This is a messenger RNA of Malania oleifera, 2689 nucleotides long. RefSeq names its product probable LRR receptor-like serine/threonine-protein kinase At1g63430. The transcript has 12 exons. The record is from RefSeq and is a predicted model, not a curated record. Gene Ontology annotation, biological process: protein phosphorylation. NCBI's taxonomy places the organism in Eukaryota, Viridiplantae, Streptophyta, Magnoliopsida, Santalales, Ximeniaceae. Gene Ontology annotation, molecular function: ATP binding; protein binding; protein kinase activity. The coding region runs from base 564 to 2477 and encodes 637 amino acids.
UGGCAAUGCAAAGCCGCCAUUAACGUCGAACGGAAGAAGACAUUACUCUCUUCUCUCUCUCGCUCUCUCUUUCUCUCUCCGGUUUGAAUUCUCUCUCGUUUCAUCCAUUCCGUUUGCAAAAAUCUUAAGCUCAUCUUUCCUGAUCAAACUUCUCUUGGAAUCUAAAGUUUCCAAUUUGGAUCUUUUAACUUCUCUUAUAUUUCUUCUCUCAUUCAACUGUUUUUCUUCUGGGCCGUGGUUGGAUUAUCGGUUUAACCUGGAUUUUGUUAUUGUUUUUUCAAAAAAUUCUCUGCAGUUUUUUUCUGUGUUGAUUGACCAACAAUUUCUCUGGCUCGAAGUAGAAGUGCUUUGAACUUUGGCCUGUUUUAUUUCUUGAUAAACCUGUAUCUUCUAGUCAGUGAAUUCUUCCAAAUUGUUUUUCUUUCUUCCUUUUUUGAUUUUGUUUAUUCAAUUUCCCUGGGUGGUGUUAGUUAGUUAAUUUUCUAGGCUUGAGUUUCGUGAACUCAUUUAUGUUCUUGAGUUAAGGGCUUAGCUAAUAAUGCAGAAUGUAGGAGGAUAAGAGGAUGGGAUCUUUAUCGUUAAUUCAGCUUCUCUGGGUUGUUUCUGGUGUUCUCUUUGUGACCUGUGAUUCCUUUCCAUCAUCUGAACUUUGGGCUCUUAUAACUUUCAAAGAAGGCAUAGAUGAAGACCCAUUUCAGGUUUUGUCAAGCUGGAAUGCCCUGGAUGCAGAUCCUUGUGACUGGUUUGGCAUUUCCUGCUCUGUGGCUAAAGAACAUGUUAUAAAGCUGAAUAUUUCUGGGUCAUCUUUGAGGGGGUUUAUUGCGCCAGAACUUGGUCAACUCUCUGACUUGCAGAAACUCAUUUUACACGGGAACAAUCUAAUUGGAACUUUACCCAAAGAAAUCGUCACCUUGGAAACCCUAAUGGUCUUGGAUUUGGGGAUGAAUCAAUUAACAGGCACCAUUCCACCUGAGAUUGGCAAUUUGAAGUACCUUGAGGAACUUCGACUGGACAUGAAUAGGUUUACUGGAACCAUUCUUGGUAGUAACAGUUCAAGUUUUGCAUCUAUUAUGCGUGGAAUGCAUCCAUCAAGUGGGAAUGCUACUGGCCUCUGUCUAACAUCCAAGUUAAGAGUUGCAAAUUUCUCAUACAACUUCUUUGUUGGGAGCAUACCCAAGUGCUUGGACUAUCUUCCAAGGUCAAUUUUUAGAGGGAAUUGCCUUCAAGGCCAGGAGCCUAAACAACGUGUUGCUGCACAAUGUGGUGCCACUCCACCCCACAAAAGCCAUCCUAUAGUUGGCCCAAAGCAAGAGCAUGCUGCAUACGGAUACAAACACCAGGGGUUAUCAAAACCUGACUGGCUUUUAGCCUUAAAAAUUGUGACAGGAAUCAUGGUUGGUUCCCUUUUUCUUGUUGCUCUUCUCACUGCUCUUCAUCCAUUCAAAGGCAGAUCUUCCAUCAGUAUUUCCUGGAAGAAAUCAGUAAGGGAGAAGGAGGAUCUGACAGCUUACAUAGAUCCUGAGAUGUUGAAGGAUGCAUUGCGAUUUAGCAGGCAAGAGCUUGAAGUAGCAUGUGAAGAUUUCAGCAACAUCAUUGGCUCGUUUCCUGACUGUCUGGUCUACAAAGGCACACUCAAAGGUGGGCCUGAGAUUGCUGUGAUUUCCCUUUGCAUCAAUGAAGAGCAUUGGACGGGCUAUCUUGAACUUUAUUUUCAGAAAGAGGUUGUGGAUUUGGCAAGAUUAAAUCAUGAGAACACUGGAAAACUAUUGGGCUAUUGUAGAGAUAGCACUCCUUUUACAAGGAUGCUGGUUUUUGAAUACGCAUCAAAUGGAACUCUAUAUGAGCACCUUCACUGUGGAGAUGGAUACCAGUUAUCUUGGACACGACGAAUGAACAUUAUUAUUGGCAUUGCUCGUGGACUAAGUUAUCUUCAUACAGGAUUUGAGCCGCCAUUCUCCAUAUCUGAGUUUAAUUCGAGUGCUGUAUAUCUUACAGAAGAUUUUUCUCCAAAGUUGGUUGAUUUUGAAAGUUGGAAGACAAUUCUUGCAAGAUCAGAAAAUAACUCGGAUUCUAUUCAGAGUGAAGGUGCUAUUUGCCUUCUUUCAAAUUCUCUGGAGGGGCGCCGUCUGGAUGUUGAAGGCAACAUCUAUUCAUUUGGUGUACUUUUACUUGAAAUAGUCAGUGGAAGACCUCCAUACUGCAAUGACAAAGGUUGCUUAGUAGAUUGGGCUAAGAACUUUCUUGCGCUGCCAGAAGUAAUGUGUUUUGUGGUGGAUCCUGAAUUGAAAUAUUUUAGAUAUAAUGACCUAAAAGUUAUUUGUGAAGUGGUAAAUUUAUGCAUCAAUCCAGACCCCAUCAAGCGGCCAUCCAUGCUGGAGUUGUGCACCAUUUUAGAGAGCAGCAUUGACACAUCUGUGUCUUCUCAGCUGAAGGCAUCUUCUUCUUUGGGAUGGGCCGGGCUGUCACUUUCCCCAUAAUUGCGUUAAAGUUACCACACUGUAAAUACACACACACACACACACUGCAAAUACACACAAAAAAAUUGUAAUGCUGUCUCUGUUUCUGUCUCUGUCUCUCCUCUGUUGCAUGCUAAAAGAAAGAGAGCUUUAUGGAUGAUACAUUACCUCUGUUUGAAAGUUUGUAUACUAUUGGCUGAUUGGUAAAGUUCUAAAGUUACUCCACUUUGAAA